AUGUGUAGAAGUUCUUAUGGUCAAAAUAAGCAAUUGAGUCAAGAACAACUUCAGUCGGUUGUCAAAUGCUGUCGCAGCAGCCAAAUGCGUCAACCAGUUUAUCAUCUAUUAGCUCCAUUAGCAGGUAUCAAAUUCACUCAGUUUUUUCUUGAGCAUUAUCAAAGAAAUGAUGAAACCUUUCUGGAAUUAGUUGUUACUAGGGAUGAAACUUGGGUGUUCACUAUACUGAGUCAAAUAGGCAGUCUCUAUAGUGACACCAUACCCAUUACCCAGCCAAAAAUAUCCAAGUUCAGGUUUUAG
Molecule: messenger RNA, 300 nt
Organism: Cinara cedri
Lineage: Eukaryota; Metazoa; Arthropoda; Insecta; Hemiptera; Aphididae
Source: the annotation of a GenBank genome assembly